Molecule: messenger RNA, 1479 nt
Organism: Parastagonospora nodorum SN15
Lineage: Eukaryota; Fungi; Ascomycota; Dothideomycetes; Pleosporales; Phaeosphaeriaceae
Exons: 1
Coding region: 1-1479 (492 amino acids)
Biological process (GO): tRNA modification; mRNA pseudouridine synthesis
Cellular component (GO): mitochondrion
Molecular function (GO): RNA binding; pseudouridine synthase activity
Source: RefSeq, a predicted model, not a curated record
AUGUCAGUUGCCGCGACAAUCAAGCGCACCAUGGCCACUCCACCAAAGGAGAGUCGCAGGGUGCUGGAGGGUAUUAUUGCCGUGAACAAGCCACAAUGGGCCUCCUCAGCGGGUGUGUUGCGCGACCUGCAAGAACACUUUGCAAAAUCGGACAUUUUUAAGCCCUGGCUCGAAGCGCAACGGCGCGAAAUGAGGCUAUCGCACUCAAAGCCAAAGCACAUCGAGCGCCUGAAAGUAAAGCUUGGCCAUGGCGGGACUCUCGACCCCAUGGCAACUGGAGUCCUGAUCGUGGGCGUGGGUAAGGGCACAAAAUGCUUGCAGAGGUUCUUGGAGUGCACAAAGACAUACGAGUGCGUAGUACUCUUCGGCGCAGCAACGGACAGCUACGAUGCGGUCGGCAAGGUCGUGAGCAGAGCGCCGCACGAACAUGUCACGAAAGAGUUAGUCGAAGAGAAGCUCGCACAGUUUCGAGGCAAGAUCAUGCAAAAGCCAUCUGUGUUCUCGGCGCUCAAGGUGGACGGAAAGAAGAUGUACGAGUACGCACGCGAAGGAAAAGACAUACCAGAGGUGCCUGCGCGACCUGUCGAAGUCAAGGAUAUGGAGCUCGUGGAAUGGCUCGAGCCUGGCACCCACGAAUAUACAUGGCCGAAGGAAGAGGCGGAUGACGAUGCGAAGGAAGGGGCAGAGAAGCUGCUGGGUAUCAGGAAGCAGGAUGCCAGCACCUAUGCGAAAAACGCUUCUCGCAACACCAAGAAGAGAUCCAGAUCGCCGGAGAACGACCAAGUUGAGAAUGCUGGCGAGCAGCCGAAACGACCCAGGACCGACAGUGAACCCGCCAUGUCAGGCGCAUUGCCCACGGAAGAAGCUGCGGCAGAAGAUGCGCAGGAUGUCACAAUGGAAACGACAGCAGAGUCUACCAAAGCACCAGUCCCGUCUGAAGAACAGCCCGCAGAGGCCAACGAAGAAGUACCCCAAAAAGACGCCACCACACACACACCCGAGCCCACCGAUGCCCCAUCCACGACCGCCAACGAUACGACACCCCAAUCCUCUCCACCCGCCGCGCGCCUCCGCAUGACCGUAACAUCAGGCUUCUACGUCCGCUCUCUGUGCCACGACCUCGGUAUCGCCUGCUCCUCCCUCGGCCUCAUGUCGUCCCUCAUCCGCUCGCGACAAGGCGACUACACGCUCGGCAAAAACGUCAUCGAGUUCAGCGACCUGGAAAAAGACCCGGAAGUGUGGGAACCACAGGUACAAAAGCAGUUGGAAGAGUUCAUGGAGAAGGAAGGCUGGGAGGUGCAAGAGCUGGAGGAUGAUGAGACGUGGAAGGAGAAGAUGGGAGAGAGGAGGCUCGAGGGCGAUAGGGAUCGGAGUUACAAGGGUGGAUGGAAGGGUGGGAAAGGGGGUGGUGGGUGGAAGGGGAAAGGAGGGGGAAACAGGUAUUCGAAGGGGAUGAAUGGUGGGAGGAAAAACGAGUGA